Dentiscutata heterogama is the source of this 237-nucleotide messenger RNA. Lineage: Eukaryota; Fungi; Glomeromycota; Glomeromycetes; Diversisporales; Gigasporaceae. The record is from the annotation of a GenBank genome assembly.
AUGGAAGACUACUCACCAUUUUCCGUAAGCAUUCUGCGAUCCGACGAUUACGAAAUAAGUCAGGAAGAUUAUAGUCCAACUGUAGGAGACGAAGAAAUUGAGGAUCCAUUCGCAAAUAUUUUACCGGACUUUUCGGAGAGGUUGGGUAAUUUUCUUAACAGGUUUGCUACCUCAGGGAAAGAAAAUACAGAAAAUAUAUGUCUUACUCGCCAAGAUGAUGAUAAAUAUAUUAUUUAA